AUGCAACGAAGGCAAGGAAGAGUCAAUGCUGGACUGCUUUUGCUGCUCUAUCAAAUUUCUCAAGUUGGACUCCAGAACAUUCCUUCUGUUACCCUUGGGGUACUUGUACUGAAUAUUUUUCUCUAUCUGAAUCCUGUGAGGCCGCUGCCUGAAGUGUGUAUCAGUGUAAAUGAAGGCUUCCACAAAAAGAACUGGCAGCGUUUACUGCUUUCUCCUGUCCACCAUGCAGAUGACUGGCAUUUAUAUUAUAACAUGAUUUCCAUGCUUUGGAAGGGGAUAAUGCUGGAAAAAAAGCUUAAGAGCAUAUGGUUUGCAUACAUAAUUGCAGUGUUUUCAGUGCUGAUUGGAGUUGUUUAUAUGGUGCUGGAAUUCAUGCUUGUGAAAAUUCUGGAUGAUCCUUCAUAUGAAAUGAAUUGUGCUGUAGGUUUUUCAGGUAAGGUGUGCGCUUUAAAAUUUUUAUCUUCAAAUUACUCAUGCCUGUCUUUAGAGAUGGGUUUGCUUCUACUAGAAGCAUCCAAGCACCUUAUUUUGGUCACCUUUCA
This is a messenger RNA of Tauraco erythrolophus (red-crested turaco), 542 nucleotides long. Lineage: Eukaryota; Metazoa; Chordata; Aves; Musophagiformes; Musophagidae. The record is from RefSeq and is a predicted model, not a curated record.